Messenger RNA from Polistes dominula (European paper wasp), 3082 nucleotides. Its product is annotated as TATA-box binding protein associated factor 7. The record is from RefSeq and is a predicted model, not a curated record. NCBI's taxonomy places the organism in Eukaryota, Metazoa, Arthropoda, Insecta, Hymenoptera, Vespidae.
UGAAGAAUUAUUAUUCGUUCGAGUGUGUUGAGGAUUCCUAAAUAGUAUUAAAGCAAAAUAAAUGUAUAUCUUUAUAUAUAUAAUUCUUCUGUGCGUGUGUAUCUCACUGAACUCCUCUUAAACGGCUGGACCGAUUUUAAUGAAAUUUUCUGUGUGUCUACAGAUGGAUUCGAGAAUGGUUUAGAUUUACAAUUCGAUCCAAUUUAAAUUGCUUAUUUAAUUAAUUUUUAAUUUACAAAUUGUUGAUUUUGAAAUGUUUUACAUUGGAUCCGGCAGACUGCGCUACGAUCGCAGUAUUAUUUCAUUAUUAUAUAAUUCUAGUUUGUCCCGACAGUUAGUGCUGCGACUAAAUUCAGGAAAAUAGUUUGUAAUUGCGUGUUGUUGUUAUUGUCUUACAAAAAAUCGUCUGCUAAUUGAAAUAUUACCUUAAGAUCUAACUUGUGUUUGAAGAGUUUGGAAGUAUGCAUAAAAAAACUAUACAUAUUGCAAAUUUAGUGCGGAAUUGAAAAAAAUGCCACGUCUUCUUAAAGGUGCAAAAAAUAUUGGUCGACAUACUCGAGGGACGAAAUUGGUCCGUGAUCGUCGAUUGAAAAGAAAAAUAAAAGAACACUUGGCGGAUAAUGUAAAAACAAGAGAAAGAGUUGCAUUUGCACGUGCAAAUGAAACUUUGGAGCAACGCAAUCAACGUCUUCGUGCUAAUGCAUUAAGACAACGAGAGGCACGUCAACGAGCGACAAACGAACGCAGAGAACGUAAUCGACGGCGAAUGCAAGUUUAUCGAGCAUUAAAACGAGUAUCACUUAAUCGUCUCGAGUUUGAAUAUGAUCCUGAAAUAGACUGUAGUAAAGAAAUGUUCCAAAAUGAAAACAAUUCUAAAGCUAAUGGAGAAAAACCGACAGACACAACAGAAUUGAAAGCUCCAAAAUUAGAACAGUUUCAUUCAGAAUAUAUUAUACCUGAUAUUCGUGACGAUUUUUCAGAAUCUCCAUCUGUUUCGUUGUCUAAAGCUGAUGGAAAAAAACCGACAGACACAAUAGAAUCUAUAGUUCCAAAAUUAGAAGAGUUUCAUUCAGAAUAUAUUGUUCCUGAUAUACGUAACGAUUUUUCAGAAUCUCCAUCUAUUUCUAUGCCUAAAGAUUCAUUACAAACGAGACUUGCAUUGCUUUAUACUGAAUUAGAAGAACUGCGCCAACGAAGGCAGCAGCAAGAAAUUGAAAUUGUAAAUAUAGAUAAUAAGAGACAAAGAUUUCAAGAAAUAUUGGAUAAUUUGUUAACUCAGGAGAUGCAGAAAGUGCAAGAGAUGCCACCAAAAAAAUCUAACCUCAAUAAUGCUCAUACCAAACAGGCACGACGCGUUCGUCUUGAAAGAGCUCGUCUGUCAGAAGAACAAAUCACAGAAAGGAAUGCGCUUCAAAGACUCAGGACAGCAGAACGUCGUGCACAAGAAUCCCAAAAACAGCGUGAUGAUCGUCUGCGACAAAGUAGAGAAAGGUCAAAAGCGGUACGUAAACGAAACAUUGAUAAAGCACGAGAAGAAGAACGAGAGAGACAGCGGUCCAGACGCUCAUUACAACGUGCAGUAUUUGUUCGUUUUGCUUUCGAAUAUGCACCAGUUAUGGAUUACACUGAGCAUAUAAAACUUGCUAUUGGUACAAUGUAUAAGCCUCUGCAACGUGUGGCCGGGUCUGGUAGCAGUAAAGAAAUGUUACAAAAUGAAAACAAUUCUAAAGCUGAUGAAGAAAAACCGACAGACACAACUGAAUUGAUAGUUCCAAAAUUAGAACCUAGUGACGAAAUGUUUCAAAAUGAAAACAAUUCUGAAGCUGAUAAAGAAAAACCGACAGACACAACAGAAUUGAUAGUUCCAAAAUUAGAACCUAGUAACGAAAUGAUUCAAUAUGAAAACAAUUCUAAAGCUGAUGAAGAAAAACCGACAGACACAACAGAAUUGAUAGUUCCUAAAUUAGAACCUAGUAACGAAAUGUUUCAAAAUGAAAACAAUUCUGAAGCUGAUGAAGAAAAACCGACAGACACAACAGAAUCUAUAGUUCCAAAAUUAGAAGAGUUUCAUUCAGAAUAUAUUGUUCCUGAUAUACGUGACGAUUUUUCAGAAUCUCCAUCUGUUUCGGUGUCUAAAGAUUCAUUAUUACAAACGAGACUUGCAACGCUUCAUGGUGAAUUGGCAGAACUGCGCCAACGAAGGCAACAGCAAGAAAUUGAAAUUGUAAAUAUAGUUAAUAAGAGACAAAGAUUUCAAGAAGUAUUGGAUAAUUUGUCAAAUCAAGAGAUGCAGAAAGUGCAAGAGAUUAAAGACUUGGAAAUGGAAUUCGAAUGAAGAAUUAUUAUUCGUUUCUAGUGUUGAGGAUUCCUAAAUGGUAUUAAAACAAAACAAAUGUAUAUAAUAUUUAAAUAAUAUAGUUUUAUAUUGUUUAAAUAUAUAUAAAUUACGUGUCACGUUGUUUGUUUGCAAUGGACUUCUAAAUUACUGAAAUGAUUUUAUUAAAAUUUUGCACUCUGUGUACAGUUUCAUCCAACUUGAAAGAUAAGAUUUUAAAUCUCAAUUUAUAAACGCAAUUAUUUGUUUAUUAACAAAGAGUCAUGAUUAUCUCUUUCAGUACGAUAAGAUUUUAAUAGAUGGCGGUAUAAGGUAAUUCGUUAACGGGAUCGAGUAAGUAUCCAAUAGAUGGCGCCAUGGGAAAAGUACUGUAACUAUCGGGUAUCUUAAUAACUACAAAUAAUAUAGAAGAGUUAAAUUUUACAAAUAUAUAUUUAUUAUAAAAAAUAUAUUAUGCGUCUUUUCACGGAACUAAAUUAUGUGUUUUGUACAACGUAGUGUCAUGCAGACAUGUGAAGUAGAACUUUUUUACAGUCAUACCAAUCGUAUUUUUCUUAAGUUGGCUGAACUUGCUAUGGAACUGACGCGCCACCAUUCGACGUCACUUUAGGUGUUGCAAGCUGUCACAGUACAAACGUUUUGUGUAACUUACAAUUUAUUAGUAUAACCACGUAUAUUUGGUGCUAUCAUAAUUAGCCACGUGUUGCUCUGGCUAAAUAAGUAAAAUUGACAUUAUUGUAAACUCAA